Messenger RNA from Spinacia oleracea (spinach), 4085 nucleotides. Its product is annotated as transcription termination factor MTEF18, mitochondrial-like. Gene Ontology annotation, biological process: regulation of DNA-templated transcription. NCBI's taxonomy places the organism in Eukaryota, Viridiplantae, Streptophyta, Magnoliopsida, Caryophyllales, Amaranthaceae. The record is from RefSeq and is a predicted model, not a curated record. Gene Ontology annotation, molecular function: double-stranded DNA binding. The transcript is spliced from 4 exons. Bases 299 to 1990 code for a protein of 563 amino acids.
GAAUUUUUUCAGAAACUCGGGAAUGUCGUAAAAAAUCGAACCCGUAAAAGAAACUAUAACUGACAAACCACUCCGUAGUAAAAAAUAAACCCUACGCAGCUACCGACGGCCGCUUGCUUAUGCUUCCACACCUCCUUCGCCGUGCCCUCCUCCCCUCCUCCCUCCUUUACCAACACUUCAACAGCAGAGUCUUCAUAUUUGGCAAACAUUUCAGGUAACACCAUCCGCUAUUCAUAUCUACUAUCUAAUUUCAGCUUCAGAUUUGUAAUUGCCAUGUUCUAGAACAGACGAAUUAGCAAUGACCCAUUUCCAGAAACUUAGAUUAUACCCUAUUCUCAGAUGGGUUUCUUCUAAUUUUUCCCCAAACCCCUUUAAAUCGUCACCAAAUUACCCAAAUUUUCGAUAUAAUUUUCCAUGUCAUUGUAAUUAUAAUAAUAAUGUACAUCAUUAUUCUAAUUUAAUUUCGCGAACAAUUCUGAAGGAGGCUCAAGAUGCAUUGUUAGAUUACUUGCAUUUCACUAGAAAUUUACCCUUUUUGGAUGCUCAGUAUGUGAGCGAAAACUCCCCUCGUUUUUUGAGGAAGUUGGUAGAUCAAGUCAAUAAUGAGCCUGAUAUAAGGCGCGCCGUGGCUCGCUUCUUGCAAUUUCGUACCAUUAACGAGUUCGAACCUUUUUUUGAAAGUAUUGGGUUGGAGCCUUCUGAGUUUGUUCCCCUCCUUCCUCGUGAUACGAUGUUUUUGAGUGAUGAGGAUGGUUUGCUUGAUAACUUCCAUUUUUUGUGUGGAUAUGGGGUUAGUCGUGAUAAUAUAGGAAGGAUAUAUAGAGGGGCUAGAGAGGUAUUUCGAUAUGAAAGUGGGGUUUUGAUUUCGAAGCUUCGAGAUUUUGAGGAGUUCGGGUUCAGUAAAUCUGUUAUAAUUAAGGCUAUUGUCUACAAUCCUUGUCUUUUGAUUGAUAGUGUGGGUAAAGAGUUUUUUAAGGUGUUGGCGAGAUUGCAGGAUUUUGGUUGUGAAUACGAUUGGGUUGAGCAACAUCUAUUGGAGAAUGCUUCCUACAAUUGGAGGCAAAUCUUUAAGUUGCUACAUUUUCUCAGUGAUAUGGGUUGUGAAAAUAAGGACUUAGGGUAUUCGUUAAGGCAACAUCCAGACAUUUUAUUUGGUUGUUCAGGUCGAUCAACUUUUUCAUUAAUUGGGUUUCUGAUUAAACUUGGAUUCACAAAGAAUAACAUAUGUUUGCUGUUUUUGCACUUUCCACAAGUCAAAGUUGAGAAAUUUAUUUGGAAUCUUGGACGUGCUUUUGAGUUACUAUCUGAGUUAGAUGUGGAUGCUUUGUAUAUUGGAAUUAUUAUGCGUAAACAUUUCAUAUUGCUGGGUUCAUGCUCAGUUAAGCAAGCAAACAGUUUAAUGGCUAAUUUGAAGACAACUAAGAAAUUCUUGCGCGAAUCUAUAAUAGAAAAUCCGUUGGUGGUAAAGAAUUGGGUUUUGGGAGCAAAAAAGCCUGUUGCUAUAAUACAUUCUCGUAUUGGGAGGAUUAAGUUCUUGUCAAGUAUUGGCUUCACAGAAGAUUCUAAAGAAAUGGAAAAGGCUUUAAAGAAAUUCCGUGGUAGAGGAGAGGAACUCCGUGAAAGAUUUGACUGUCUUGUCAAAGCAGGACUCAGUGAAGAGGAUGUUGCACAGAUGGCCAAAGCGGCCCCACAGAUUCUCAAUCAAUCAAAGGAAGUUCUUGAAACAAAGAUAAAAUAUUUUGUAAAUGAUUUAGGCUAUCCAGUGUCAAAUUUGAAGCCAUUUCCAGUUUACCUUUCGCAUACAAUGGGAAGGGUAAAGCUUAGAUGUUCUAUGUACAAGUGGCUUGUCAAUCAAAACGCUGUUCGCCCUACAUUGACUUUAAGCACCCUGUUUAGAUGCACAGAAUCAGUUUUUGUGGAGAAGUAUGUAAGUAAACAUCCUGAAGGCUUUGCUGUGUGGCAGGAGUUGAAGAAGAAAUUUUCUAAGUAAUAAUAUCCCUGCUCUCCUUUUGUGGUUCUCCAAUGCACAGAUGCACAGUCCUUAACUAUUUCUGCAUGCUGAAAAACUGAUUCUGUUUCUCGGCUAUUGUUACUCAAGUCUCAAAGCUAUUGGACUCUAUUCAGCAGUCAUACACAUAUACAGUGUGCUGUACAACAGGUUGUAUGAUGGACUAUAUACCAUAAAGCAUCAAGCAGCGCUGCUGUUUGUGUGGGUUUGCGUCUGUUUGGGGAUUUCAAAUGCAAUUAUUUUGGCCCUGAACGACUCAACGUAGCCUUCUGUCUCAUGUGAACGAGCCCUUGAUUUAUGAGGUGCAGCUUUUGAAAAUAUUGUAAUGCUGUGUAUAUGCUUUGGCUUUCACAAGUUGCUUGGUCUGCACAACAUGUAACUAUGUGUCGUUUCUUCCCCUUUUUUCUGAAUUAUGGGUUGCUGGCGAGUGGCGAAUAUGGGUAAUGGUCCAAAAAGGUGAAACUCAAAAAGUAAGGAGUAUUUUUGCUUACAUUUCUGGGGCUUCUGCUGUAAAAUUCUAUCAUUCACUGUGUGAGUAUAUAACUCGUAACAGUCAACGCCUUACCCCCUCCCCUCCCCCCAACAAAAAGGAAAUACCACAUAAGUAUUAUCAAUAGGAGGGCCUGACAAUCUGACAUCAGUUAAGAAACGACAUGACGAUCAGUUAAACCAGGCUGAGUAUCCUGGUAUAAUUGAAUAUGUUGCUUUGAAUUAUCAUUCUUCAUGACAAAUGACAAUCAAUCUACCCCACUACUUAGAUUAUGGAGUUUGGUCUCUUUUUAUAAUUACACUCUUGCUUAAUUGAAUACUUUGCUAGAAUACAAGUUCUGAAAUGAGGAAUACCUUGAACAACUUGCAGCCCUAGAAAUUGCUAUGUUGUUCUUUGUAAUUAAAGGGGCCAUUUUGAUAUUUCCAUCUCCCUUUAUGAUGCAAUUGUUUAUCGACUCAUUUGUCUUCUUCGUUUUUCAAUUUCAUAUGUAGAAGCGUUGCUCAUCUGCAUUUGCAUUCUGUUCAAUGGCUGUUGUUGAUGUUAAGCUUGGGCUUUAUAUGUUUAUUUAUCUACAGUAGCAGAAAUAUAAUGUAUAUCUCGCUUUUCUGCUUACGGGUUCUUCAACUCUGGACACUAUCAGAUAAUCUGUCAUUUAUAGUUACAUGUAUAUCAUCAAUAUCUAACAUAGAGAAUUGUAAAUAUUAUAUAUUUUUUUAUUAGGAAAUAAAACUACGCUGACUACCUAGCUCACCCUUUCGGGCGACCUAUUUUUUCGGAUGAAAUACAAUGACUCCAAGUUAAAGAAAGUAAAUCAAAGAGUACAUAGAAAUCACAUUCUAACCUCAAACUACUCAGCCCCUAUUCCAAGAUAACUUGGUGAAUAGACUACAACCAUAAAUCCUAUUCCAAGAUAACUUGGUGAAUAGAUUCGGGUUUGGCUAACUUGGUAAAUGAUUAGUCGAACCCGAAUCCCAAAUCUGAGUACCUAAACUAAUAAACUAUAUAUAAAAAAAUAACUCCCUAAAAAAUUAUUUAAUAAUAAAUAUAGUAAUUAAACUAUCCAACAACUCCAAACAUAGAAGAGAAAGAUAUUGCGCGCACAAGGUGUACAAUAAAUUUAUUGUACACCAAGAUAACUUUUAUUCAUUUUUUUGUAACUUUAAUCUACUUUUAUUUAACUUUUAUAUUAGUAAAAAAAAGUUGAUAGAUAAACAUUUUAAAGGGUUAAAUGAUUAAUUUUAUACAUUAUUAGUGAUUUGAAGAAAUAAGUUUUAUUAAAAUGAAAUUUUUAUAUCACUAAAAGUAUAUAACUUUUAUAUAUAUAAGCUUAACUUUUAAGUAGUUUGAGUUAACAUUUAAUCCGGUGUACAAUAUUUAUUAUACACCCAUUGUAAAUAAGAAUUUGUGUUAAUAAUAAGUUAAUUAUUUUGUAUUAAACUCUGUGUUGGUCAAAUCGGUUCAAGUAUUCCGGGACGGAGGGAGUAUUAGUUAAUGAGUUUGGGAAAUGAUUUUUCAAAGGGCAUGGAAAAUUGUGAUGGUUAUGUAUUUUACCACGGUGGAAACUUGACAUUUUACUUGCUGUAUCUA